AUGUGCAGGAGAAAAGUCUUCCCAGGAGUGGUGAUGGAAACAGUAGAUGACCUUCAUUCUUGUGGCUCCAUCAUUUGGGAAAAGAAAAUUUUUACAAUCAUUGGCAACUAUCCAGUAAUUAGAGCUAGCCUAAGGAGGAGGGGCUGGGCAGAGAGGAUAUUUGUAAUACCAAAAGAAGUGGAACUCAAAAGUGGAGACAAUGAAGUUGACUCGGACUUGAAUCGCCAGAACAUCAAGAUGUGGGCUACAAAGCAACUAACAAGGAAUGAAAAUAUUAAUCACGUCAAUCGAGCAGGUUAUAUUAAGUUUCCAUUCAGUUGUGGCUUUGACGUUGGGGAAAUAUUGUUGAAUGUCAAAGGGAGGUUGUUGGAAUCUCACUUGUUUGAGAUAAUCAUUGACUGGUCAGUUUUAGAUGACAGGCCUUUGGAGCUUCACAAAGCAGAGGAUCCCUAUUGUAACUUCGGUGGUUUACACAAUGUUCAUCUUUUAGUGUCAAACAUGGUAGCAAAAAAAAUGCCGUACUUCAUCUGGACAGUACGAAGAAAUGUAAUUGACUGCAACUAUUUACACAGUGACCAAAUGAUGAAUCAUUACGGCAGAAAUGCAUCUUUUACAACCAAGGCCAGACUUUGCAUGAAUCUGAGAAAGUUGCCUUCCCAUUUGGAUGAGAGCGCAGACACUUUCUUUCCGCGGUGCUAUCUAUUUUCUGAAAUGGAAGAUGAGCGUACUCUCUGCAAUGACUUCAGGCUUACCGGUGCAAUCAGCAUAUUGAAAUGGGUAAUUUACAAUUCUGCAAAUGCUCCACAAAGUUCAAGCACUGACCAAGGUCAGAUGAAUGCAGAUGAUACUGAAGGACCUAAAGCAACCUUGGUAACAGAAUGUGGAAAGCCCAACAAAACAGCAUGUCAGUUAUCCACCGCACUCAUCGAAACUGCUAUCAAAGUGUGUGAAGAGUUUUUGCAAACUCUGAUGCGUGCUGGAAAAUAUUUUGAAGUGAACAUCUCACCAAUACUCAGCCAAAAGGAUUGGGCAAAUCUAAUUGAACAACAUUACUCCCUCAUUCGCAAUGAAGCUACAAUUCCUGGUUCACAUAAUUAUUUGAUUGAUUGCCAGAACAUUCUGAAUAGACUAAAAUCAGUACGUCCACAGUUGGAAAUUGAUGGUAUCAGAAACAUCUGGAUUGUCAAACCAGCUGCAAAGUCACAGGGUCGAGGAAUAAAAUGUGUAGACAGGCUGGAUAAGUUUCUAAAACUGAAGGACUUUGACCCUUCUUUAGAAAACACCAAGUUGGUUGUGCAGAAGUAUAUUGAGAAGCCUCUUCUGAUUUAUGAUACUAAAUUCGACAUCAGAUUGUGGUUUCUUGUCACAGACUGGAACCCAAUAAACAUUUGGUUCUAUAAGGACUGUUACUUAAGAUUUUCCACACAGCCUUUCACACUGGAAAAUCUAGACAGUUCAGUGCACCUCUGCAACAAUGCCAUUCAGAAGCGAUUAAAGCCCUCUGCCAAUCGUAACCCACUAGUGCCAAAAGAGAGCAUGUGGUCAAGUAAUCAGUUCCAAGACUAUUUAAGAAUUAAAGGCCAUGGGAACAUCUGGCAGGAGACUGUCUACCCUUCCAUGAAAAAGGCUAUCAUUUGUUCUUUGGUGACAGUUCAGGCCAUUGUACAAGCACGCAAAAACAACUUUGCACUAUAUGGUGCUGAUUUCUUGCUGGGAGAAGAUUUUAAACCCUGGCUAAUUGAGAUCAACUUGAGUCCAAGCAUGUCACGUUCUACAUCUGUUACUGCAAUAUUGUGUGCUAAUGUACAGGAAGACACAAUCAAAGUAGUAAUUGACAGAAAAUAUAAUAGCAAGUGUAAUAUUGGACGUUUUGAGUGUCUGUCUAAACAGGUACAGGUUUUGGGAAACAGCUAUUGA
This is a messenger RNA of Hemiscyllium ocellatum (epaulette shark), 1917 nucleotides long. RefSeq names its product protein monoglycylase TTLL8-like. Gene Ontology annotation, biological process: cilium movement; cilium assembly; protein polyglycylation. Lineage: Eukaryota; Metazoa; Chordata; Chondrichthyes; Orectolobiformes; Hemiscylliidae. The record is from RefSeq and is a predicted model, not a curated record. Gene Ontology annotation, cellular component: cilium. The transcript has 13 exons. Bases 1 to 1917 code for a protein of 638 amino acids. Gene Ontology annotation, molecular function: protein-glycine ligase activity, initiating.